CAGGAAGAAAAAAAAUGGGAGAGGCAAAUGUCAAUGAUAUAUGCAUAGAGAGCCUGGUGCAGAAACAGGAAGCACAUGAGCAGAGGGAGGAGUCGCAAGAGGAGAAGCGUCAUGGCAAAUAAAACUCCACUCCCCUCCCAGCUGAGAGCAUCCAUUUACUGAGCAGCAGAUGCUCGCUCCUUCACUGGAUGAGCUCGUACUCAGCAGUAGCAGAAAGAGAAACAGCGUUAAGUGUUUUGGAGCUCUACUGGAUUUAAAUUACAGCACUGAGGCUAUAGCGUAACCUUCCCACAAUCAGAAUGUAUGGAGAGGAUUUUGGUGCCGAGCUUGGGAGAAAUAUUCAAAUUGGAUAUAUUUAAUCCCUGACGAGAAUAUAUAUAACAAAAUAAGGUGAUCCUGCCUUUUGCUGUGUGAAAACAUUCUGGGGACCUUCAAAAGAAUUUCAGCUGAUAAUUAGCUAAGAAUUGCUAAGGGAACCUGCAGGCUUUCUCCACUUUAUCCACCCACGUGGUUCAGACUGAAAGUUUGAGAGAUGACCACCAUGCAAAAGCUGCUGCAGCUGCCGGUGAACGCGGUGAACAUCGUGAAGACGGUGCAGAGUCAGGUCCAAGGCCAGGAGGAGGACAAGAGCCCCGUGCUGAGCCCUGACAGUGGGCAUCAGGCUUGGUACAGUGCCCUCCAGCCUGAUGAGUUACGCCACCUUCGAUCUGGAGGGUCAUCUGGAGGAGGAGGAAGUGGAAGUGGUGGAGACCAAGAGGAACGACCCACCCUGGAGGACGGAGGUGGUGGCAGUUUUCAAACUCAGCUACUGCGACAUGAUGACUUGAAAGAGAUGUUGGACAGUAACAAAGACUCCCUGAAGCUGGAGGCAAUGAAGCGGAUUGUGGCUAUGAUUGCACGUGGCAAAAAUGCAUCAGAUCUCUUCCCAGCUGUGGUGAAAAAUGUGGCGUGUAAAAACAUUGAGGUAAAGAAGCUCGUUUAUGUCUACUUGGUGCGUUACGCUGAGGAACAACAAGAUCUUGCCUUACUCUCUAUUUCUACCUUUCAACGUGGAUUAAAG
Molecule: messenger RNA, 1060 nt
Organism: Austrofundulus limnaeus
Lineage: Eukaryota; Metazoa; Chordata; Actinopteri; Cyprinodontiformes; Rivulidae
Product: AP-3 complex subunit beta-2
Biological process (GO): vesicle-mediated transport; intracellular protein transport
Cellular component (GO): membrane coat
Source: RefSeq, a predicted model, not a curated record